Messenger RNA from Symbiodinium sp. CCMP2456, 459 nucleotides. Lineage: Eukaryota; Dinophyceae; Suessiales; Symbiodiniaceae. The record is from the annotation of a GenBank genome assembly.
AUGCCCCCGGAUGGAAAUAUACCAGCAGUCUACUUGACUGCACUGACAAAAACGAAGUCCAACAUGUCUCCACACCUGAAGAUUGCCGCAGAGCACAUGCUGGUGCUGAUGUUGAUGUGCGUGGAAUGCUGUUUACGUACAGCGAAAGCAGUCUCUGCGACCCGGGCGAAUGCUACCGCAUCACCACGAAACACACAGACUGUGAGUUUGAAGAGGAUCUCAAGUCGAUCGAGACAAGAGAAGUUCCUCGCCCUCGCAAGGCCUUCUUCUGGUGGAUCCCUCCAUGUGAACAGAGGGCCUGCGCAAACGAAGACAGUGAUGCCCAGAACCUUCACCACCAACUAUGCGUCAAAAGUCAUCCAGGCUGGAGUUGGGGCAGCAACUUCGGAGGAUGUGGAGCUGGCAAUGGACGACGAUGGGUCCGAAACUCGCUCCCAAUCAGGCCUAUUCAAACUGUAA